Molecule: messenger RNA, 785 nt
Organism: Fomitopsis serialis
Lineage: Eukaryota; Fungi; Basidiomycota; Agaricomycetes; Polyporales; Fomitopsidaceae
Exons: 5
Source: RefSeq, a predicted model, not a curated record
CAACCAGGUGCUAUCGAUUGGAGCGACGAGGGAGCUGAAGGAGGAGGCGCAGCUUUGCGAAAUCUGGGGAUCCGACGCGAGCGCGACGCUUAUGGAGCCUCUGAUUCUUCAUACUUUAGUAUUGACGUUGUCGCUCCAGUUUCGCACUGCAAUGUUUUACUUUGCUCCCCUGCGUCGGGUUGCUGUGGAUGACGUGGAUGACCAUCAGAAAAACAUGGUCAUCCGUACGUGCUAUUGCACCUUCUCCGUGUGGUCUGGUGUGCCAAUCGCCAUUCCCGAAAGAAUACCUCGACUUGAAGGGGAGCGUCCACUCGUACCGGUCAAGAUACCUAUCCUGCAAGGUGUCAACGCCGAUCUCAUCAUCCGGUACAGAUACCUGUUGAUCCUUUGGCAGUUUCAGAAAUACCCAAUCGUGGCUGCAGACCAAGGCCUCAUGAAGAUAACACAGUUAAUAUUGGAUUCCUGUCUCGCUAUCGCAAUGCCAGAUCGACCACUUACGAGUAAGACGUCGCGGCAGCGGCGCGCGUCCUUCUCUGCAUUACAAGACAUACGGUCCAAGCCGCGUCUUCCCCUCAAACCACCCUGUCAUUGCGAGCGCCGCUUGAUGAUAAUAUGAGCAGCCAGGGAGUCUGAAGCCUGAUGGAAGCCAUUGAACUGGCAUGUAACACCACCGAGAUUGGUAGCCGUAUCGAGGUUUAUUCUGGUAUCUCACAUGUUGACGCCGACCUGAUACAUAGUCGCUUCAUGUUCCUACAAUGUGAUCUCCUCGGAAACAGAUUUUGCAG